Molecule: messenger RNA, 1017 nt
Organism: Dendronephthya gigantea
Lineage: Eukaryota; Metazoa; Cnidaria; Anthozoa; Malacalcyonacea; Nephtheidae
Product: dopamine receptor 2-like
Exons: 1
Coding region: 1-1017 (338 amino acids)
Biological process (GO): G protein-coupled receptor signaling pathway
Cellular component (GO): membrane
Molecular function (GO): G protein-coupled receptor activity
Source: RefSeq, a predicted model, not a curated record
AUGACGAACAGUGAUCGCCUGGCAUUGAAAGACCUUAUGGAACGUAUUUCUAUAUGUGAGAAAACUAUAUUAAUCCUUAUCACCUUUGGUACACUUUUUGGAAAUACCCUGGUCUUGAUUGUGACCUGGAGAGACAGAAGUCUUCAUCAACCAAACAAGUAUUUCAUUGCCUUACUGGCUGUCGCUGAUCUCAUGGUGGGCCUAUUCGUUGAGCCGUUCAAUGCAUACCAUUUGAUGCAUAUAUCGCUGGAAAAAACGUCAAUACACGCGUGUCGUUUUAUGGUGUGGAUAGAUACAUUUGCCCUAACAGCGUCCAUUUAUACUCUGUCAUUAAUAAGUGCUGACCGAUACCUCAAAAUCAGCAAGCCGUUUCAGUACAAAUCAAUAAUGACAACUUCAAGAUCUUUGAAAAUUAUUGCUGUCGUUGUGUUUAUUUCAAUUUCCUUUGCCAUAUUCUCCGCCACCCCUCGUUCAGGAAGCUUGGGAAUUUUGAGCACCGGGAUCGAUUCGUGCAAUUUCGCCAUUGACUUGAAUGCAGUCAAAAUAUUUCACCUUUUCAUGUCGAUCAGUUUGUUUUUUCUGCCGGCAUUAAUCAUCCUGAUAAUGUACGCUCUCAUUUUUCUCGUUGCUCAUAAACGAAACAAGAUGCUCGCGAGAGGGGAGUUGGGUCAAACAACCAACACUCAAAGCCAACGAACUGCACUACGUAAAGAUGUGAAAGUGAUUAAGAUGUUGUUAAUUGUUGCUGGAGUUUUCAUAUGUUGCUGGGGUCCGAUUCAUAUCUGGAUGUUACUGUGGUUUUACUAUCCAAAUUUUAGCGUUUGGAAUACCGCUUCAUUGAGCUACUGGAAAGGUUAUUUCGUCAUUGCGUUCAUAGUACGCACACUUCCGCUGCUUAACAGUCUAUUCAAUCCAAUAAUCUAUGCCUGUCUCGACAAAACCUACAGGGAUGCUUUCAAACAUCUUUUUCAGCGAAUGAUUUGCCAUUUGACUAUGCAAGACAACGGGCGUCAAUAG